Molecule: messenger RNA, 935 nt
Organism: Orcinus orca (killer whale)
Lineage: Eukaryota; Metazoa; Chordata; Mammalia; Artiodactyla; Delphinidae
Gene: MRPL12
Product: mitochondrial ribosomal protein L12
Exons: 5
Coding region: 61-657 (198 amino acids)
Biological process (GO): translation; mitochondrial transcription
Cellular component (GO): ribosome; mitochondrial large ribosomal subunit
Molecular function (GO): structural constituent of ribosome
Source: RefSeq, a predicted model, not a curated record
CGGGCAGCUAGAGCGUCCCUCCUACUGGGAGCCGCGUGUGACCUUCUCGCUUGCGGAGCGAUGCUGCCGGCGGCCGCAAGCCUCCUAUGGGGGCCGUGUCUUAGGCUUCGAGCCGCCGCCCUCCGCCUCGCCAGGCAACAGGUACCUCGUGUCUGCUCCGUGCGCCUGAUGAGAUGCAGCAGCCAUCGAGGGGGGGAGGCCCUUGCUGGUGCCCCCCUGGAUAACACCCCCAAGGAGUACCCCCCCAAGAUCCAGCAGCUGGUCCAGGACAUUGCCAGCCUCACGCUGCUGGAGAUCUCAGACCUCAACGAGCUCCUGAAGAAAACGUUGAAGAUCCAGGAUGUGGGGUUCAUGCCGAUGGGUGGCGUGGUGCCUGGUGCUGCCCCUGCCGCAGCAGCCCCCGAGGCAGCAGAAGAAGACAUCCCCAAACCAAAAGAACAGACGCAUUUCACCGUCCGCCUGACAGAGGCAAAACCUGUGGACAAGGUGAAGCUGAUCAAGGAAAUCAAGAACUUCGUCCAGGGCAUCAACCUCGUCCAGGCAAAGAAGCUGGUGGAAUCCCUGCCUCGGGAAAUCAAAGCCAAUGUGGCCAAGGCCGAGGCCGAGAAGAUCAAGGCGGCCCUAGAGGCGGUGGGCGGCACCGUGGUUCUGGAGUAGCCGCCCAGAGGACUGUGGACAGGGGUCCCGGGCCCCGAGGGGGGCUCUACCUGCUCCUCGCGAAGCACCCAGGCUCAGCGGACAGAGUGGCCUCGGAGCAGAACUGGGCACCCGCACUACAUGGCCAACUCCGUUCUGGGACAGAUGUGGAUGGACCUGCUGAGAUGGAGAGGGAGGGGCAGCCACUGCCCGUUCAGCCCCAGGGAGGACUCUAGAAACUACCAAGAGUGUACAUGCCCCGCUGUGGCUGCUGGGAAAAAUGCAUUGUCCAGGCCCUG